AAUAGGACUAUUCUCAUUGUUCACUUUUCCCCAAAAGCUAUUCCAGCUCAUAUCAAAGUUUGACUCCGAUGUCUUGAAAUCAAAGUACUGUAAUGACAUCCUUUUGAUAGUAAAUCUAGUGUCAUCAACAAGAGUCCUGCUUGAUAUAUACAUGUGGCAAUUGUGUGCCAGAUUCCAAACAUCUGUUGACUAUGAUGUUGAGAUAUCACCCAGUAACUCAGCUCAAUCAAGAAAUUACAGCAGCAUUACAAGUCUUGUAUCGAAUGAAAGUGAAAAGAUACAUCCCAGUGCAGAAAUAUAUUUCAAAAACAGGAUAAUUAUGUUCAUGAGGACAACUAUAGUUGAGCUACUCAAGAACAAAUUGGAUGUGGACCGACCACAAGAUCUAGACCAAUUCAAAAAGAUCAAGCUUCAAGAUACUAACAUUGAGUGUACUGAGGUGUAUCCGGGUCAUUUUGAAAUCUUGCGGGGAGCUGUGUGGAAGAUUGAUUCUAAGAAAUACAUUGAUUCGUUUGAAAGAGGAUUUGGACAAGAGCAAAUAAAUUUUGGAAGUAAAGGAAGUGUAUUUUUUCUGACAGAAGAUCAAAAGUACAUUAUCAAAAGUUUAACUCGGACAGAGUAUAAGAAUCUACUCAAAAUAUUUCAAGAGUACUAUAAUUUUAACCAUGCUAACAAGGGAUCCAGUCUGAUUCGUUUCCUAGGCUUGUUUCGUGUCAGAGUAAUGAAGUUUCAACCAUUGAUCAAUAUAGUAAUCAUAGAAAAUAUUAAUCAUCAAAGAGAUGCUUAUAGCAGUAGUAUCUACAACAUGAUGAGUUCAACGAUUGAUGGCUCACAAAUUGGCCUUUCGUCUUGUUGGGGAGGUCAAGUAGUUCAGCCAAGGAGCUUCUCUCAUCUGAUGGUUACAGAAAGUAGAGAUACUUCAUAUAUUCAAAAUAGCUUGGCUAAAGACUUAAAAUUCCUGGAGAAUAACAAUUGCAUUCAUUACCGGCUUUUGGUGGUCGAAUAUCAUAUUUCAAGUUCUAAUAGAAUAGAUGGAAGAGAAAAACUGAAUCAAUUCAUGGGUGUACAAGUUGUUAGUAGUAAGAUUACAUCAGCAGUCAGACUUUACAAAUUCUUCCUCGUUAACAUUGUUACACAAUAUAUCAAUUCAACAGAAAAGCUUUUCAGGAGUUCUAAGAAAGUAAAAGCUUAUGCAGAACCAUUUUUGCCGACAAUUAAAGCAGCAAUAUUUAACAAUUAUCAGAAUGAUUAUAAUGGAUCUGUUGAGCAAGAGUCGUGAUAGUCUCUUGAUGAUAACAGUUUUUGGCUGUAACACAUCAAGAUAAUUGACUAAACUACAAUGUCUAAUGUGGUAAAUAGUCCUCAAAUCCAUCCUACCAAUUUAACUGAUAAUACACGUAACUGCAAAGACAGACAUACAUACAACAGUUAAUGAUAUGCAAAUUUUCUAUUAGUUACAUGACACAAAUGUGCCUUUAUAAAUACUGAUGAGGAUCAGCACUCCAUGUCCCAUGAAGAGCAUCGGCAUGGGCCUAUAACUGUGCAAUAUAAUUUUGUGGUAAAUACAAAUUUUGUUUUUCUUCUCGUAUAUAAUCUUGACUG
Bolinopsis microptera is the source of this 1602-nucleotide messenger RNA. RefSeq lists its product as uncharacterized. NCBI's taxonomy places the organism in Eukaryota, Metazoa, Ctenophora, Tentaculata, Lobata, Bolinopsidae. The transcript is spliced from 10 exons. Gene Ontology annotation, biological process: phosphatidylinositol phosphate biosynthetic process. Gene Ontology annotation, molecular function: 1-phosphatidylinositol-4-phosphate 5-kinase activity. Gene Ontology annotation, cellular component: plasma membrane. Bases 152 to 1279 code for a protein of 375 amino acids. The record is from RefSeq and is a predicted model, not a curated record.